UCAGCUCGGUGCACAUAUGCAGAGAGGAAGCGCUGAGCUGCUGGGUCCUCUCAGUUCACCUAACACAGCCUCGGAGGCCGCAGCCUUCCACCAGGGCCAGGUGCCGCGUACUCUUCACCGCGGUCGAACCGCCGGCGACAGGCGCCGAGCCCUGAAGGACCAAAGAGUCCGGCCCCCAGAGUCCAGGCUGGUCUCAGAAACCGUCCGGUGAGCAGCGACUCAGCAGCUCCAUGUUCGACCUGUCUAGCCCUCACAUGCAGCCCUUCGACUUGUUCUCCAGCCGACUCAGCAGCACCUCUUCCACGAUUGGCUCAAUUGAAAGCAGCCUAGACUCCAUCACGCUGUCGGGAGAUGAGCGUGAAUUGGGGAAAGUGUGCGUCCGGCUGAGCUACCAGGAGGCUCUGGAGCAGGUGUGGAUCACUCUGGUUCAGAGUUCAGACCUCUACACUUUUCCAGAUGGAGGGGAACAACCAAAGAUUGGAUUUAAAGGCAUCAUCACCAUCCCCAAACCAAUACAGUUCAAGAGCUCCAUCAAGGAGUAUCAACAGGAUGUUUCCUUCAUGGAGACCUUUGUGUUUGCGCUGCGUCUCCAGCAGUUGCGCUGCAGUGCUUUAGUUUUGCGGCUGCAGACACACAACCCAAAGAAACGUACGGUGGCCGAGUGUGUCCUCUCCCUGAGGCAGCUCGACUCCCAGGAGACCGAGCACUGGCUGGAGCUCAACCUCAAGUCCAAAUCCUCUGUGUGCCACUCUGAGCUGCAAUCUCACCACCUGCUUUCAGCCGUCAACGGACGCCAUCCCCAACUCCAGAUGUCUCGCCGCGCAAAAAUUCUCCAGCAAUCCUCCUCUCCUCUUACCAAGUGUUCUUCGUCAAAAGUGGAGAUGCACCAGUUGGGUCGGUGGUAUAAAGAAGAAGACUCGUGUCCUGAAGGCGUCGGGGGGGCAGUGUCAGUGGAAGAGAGGUUUCACUUCAUGUUGGCCCAGGCGUUGGACCAGCCUGCCUCUCUGACGGUCCUCAACUGUACAGCCCGGAGCUCGGUCGCUGAGAAAACGUGUCUCGGACAGGUUCAGGCUGGGUUUGACAGUCCUGUCCCCGAGGCGGUGGAGCAGUGGAAAGACACGAUGGCUAACCCAGAGAAAGUGGUGUCUGCAUGGCACACACUGAGCGCUGCCUAAACAUCUCCUACAUCAUCUCCUACAUCAUCUCCUACAUCAUCUCCUCAACAUCUCCUAACAUCUCCUAACAUCUCCUAACAUCUCCUAACAUCUCCUAACA
Notothenia coriiceps (black rockcod) is the source of this 1275-nucleotide messenger RNA. It is a transcript of the gene tc2n, whose product is annotated as tandem C2 domains, nuclear. Gene Ontology annotation, cellular component: nucleus. The record is from RefSeq and is a predicted model, not a curated record. The transcript is spliced from 9 exons. The coding region runs from base 231 to 1175 and encodes 314 amino acids. NCBI's taxonomy places the organism in Eukaryota, Metazoa, Chordata, Actinopteri, Perciformes, Nototheniidae.